Molecule: messenger RNA, 2607 nt
Organism: Metarhizium acridum CQMa 102
Lineage: Eukaryota; Fungi; Ascomycota; Sordariomycetes; Hypocreales; Clavicipitaceae
Gene: KLP1
Product: Kinesin heavy chain, variant 2
Biological process (GO): spindle elongation; mitotic spindle organization; microtubule-based movement
Cellular component (GO): microtubule associated complex
Molecular function (GO): microtubule binding; microtubule motor activity; ATP binding
Source: RefSeq, a predicted model, not a curated record
AUGGAAUGUAAGCAGCAGGACAUCUUCGACUUCUCCAUCCGACCCACCGUAGACGACAUCUUGAAUGGCUACAACGGAACCGUCUUUGCCUAUGGCCAGACUGGUGCCGGCAAAUCGUACACCAUGAUGGGCACGAAUAUCGACGACGACGAAGGACGAGGCGUCAUCCCGCGAAUUGUUGAACAGAUCUUCGCUAGCAUCAUGUCUAGCCCCAGCACUAUAGAAUAUACCGUGCGUGUCAGCUACAUGGAGAUUUACAUGGAGAGAAUUCGAGAUCUCUUGGCUCCCCAGAACGACAACCUACCCGUUCACGAGGAGAAGAACCGUGGCGUCUACGUCAAGGGCUUGCUCGAAAUUUACGUAUCGAGCGUGCAAGAAGUCUACGAGGUCAUGAGGAGGGGAGGAAACGCCCGAGCUGUGGCCGCUACCAACAUGAACCAGGAGUCCUCACGAUCGCACUCCAUCUUCGUUAUUACUGUCACCCAGAAGAAUGUCGAGACAGGUUCGGCGAAGAGCGGCCAGCUUUUCUUGGUUGACUUGGCAGGCAGUGAAAAGGUAGGAAAGACGGGCGCCAGUGGACAAACGCUCGAGGAAGCCAAGAAAAUUAACAAGAGUUUGAGUGCCUUGGGCAUGGUCAUCAAUGCUUUGACCGACGGCAAAUCAUCUCACAUUCCGUACCGAGACUCCAAAUUGACGAGAAUUUUGCAAGAAUCUUUGGGCGGUAACAGCCGGACGACCCUCAUCAUUAACUGCUCGCCAAGCAGUUACAACGAUGCCGAAACGCUGAGCACACUACGAUUUGGUACAAGAGCAAAGUCCAUCAAGAACAAGGCAAAGGUCAAUGCCGAACUCAGCCCCGCCGAGCUCAAGCUGCUGCUCAAGAAGGCCCAAGGUCAAGUCACAAACUUCGAGAACUAUAUUUCUACACUCGAAGGGGAAGUUCAGCUAUGGCGUUCUGGAGAAUCGGUUCCCAAGGAGAAAUGGGCACAGCCCGGCGACAGUAUUGUCGGCGCAAGGACGGAGCCCAGGACUCCCCGUCCUUCCACCCCAUCUAGACUGGCAGCCGAGAGCCGAGCAGAGACGCCUGCUGCCACUGACCGUGCUUCAACCCCGAGCCUGACAUUGGAGAAGGAUGAACGCGAAGAGUUCUUGCGCCGUGAAAAUGAGCUCCAAGAUCAGCUGGCUGAGAAGGAGUCCCAGGUGACGGUGGCCGAGAAGGCUUUGCGCGAUACCAAGGAGGAGAUGGCCUACCUCAAGGAGCACGACAGCAGGCUGGGUAAAGAGAACGAACGACUUACAACGGAGACGAACGAAUUCAAGAUGCAACUCGAGCGCUUGACGUUUGAGAGCAAGGAGGCACAGAUUACCAUGGAUGCCUUGAAGGAGGCCAACUCGGAACUGACGAUGGAGCUGGAUGAUGUGAAGCAGCAACUGCUUGACAUCAAGAUGAAUGCCAAGGAAACAGGUGCAGCCUUUGAUGAGAAGGAGAAACGCAAGGCUGAGAAGAUGGCCAAGAUGAUGGCUGGUUUUGAUCUUGGCAGCGAUGUUUUCAGCGAGAAUGAGCGAUCCAUUAGCGAGGCUAUUCAGCACAUUGAGAAGCUACACGAGAUCAGCUCGGUGGGCAACAACAUUGCACCUGAUGAAUUCAGAGAUCUUCGUGCUAAACUUGUGGAGACGCAAGGCAUUGUCAGACAGGCAGAAUUAUCAAUGUUUGGCUCAUCAUCUAGCGAAAUGGACUCUCGAAGGAGGCACGAACUAGAAGAGAGGCUGGAGGCUAUGCAGCAGCAGUAUGAAGAUCUUCUGACAAAGAACCUCAGCGAGAGCGACGUUGAGGAGGUGAAGGCCCGCCUGGAGCACGCCUAUGCCAACCGACAAACAACUCAAGUUGAGCUUAUUGACGAGCUGAAGGCUGAUGCCGCGCAAAAGGCCGCUGAGAACUCACGGAUGAAGACCUUGAUCGAGGACCUCCAGCAACAGGUCAAGACCGGCAGCGGCGCUGCCCCUGUAACUAACGGCAAGACUAUCCAGCAACAGAUUGCCGAGUUUGAUGUCAUGAAGAAGAGCCUCAUGCGAGAUUUGCAGAACCGAUGUGAGCGGGUUGUGGAGCUUGAGAUCUCGCUGGAUGAGACUCGUGAGCAGUACAACAAUGUGCUCCGGUCAUCCAACAACCGGGCACAGCAGAAGAAGAUGGCUUUCCUGGAGAGGAACCUUGAGCAGCUUACUCAGGUCCAGCGUCAGCUCGUUGAGCAGAACUCUGCUCUUAAGAAGGAGGUGGCUAUUGCGGAGCGUAAGCUCAUUGCAAGAAACGAGCGCAUCCAGAGCCUGGAAAGCUUGCUGCAAGACAGCCAAGAGAAGAUGGCAGCCGCCAACCAUAAGUUCGAGGUUCAACUCGCCUCUGUCAAAGAACGCCUCGAGGCAGCCAAGGCCGGCAGCACGAAGGGUCUUAAUGCCACUACCGGCGGCUUCAGCUUCUCUGCUGCUGGCAGUCGUAUCGCCAAGCCUCUCCGCGGCGGCGGCGGCGACGGGCCCAACGUUCCCACCAUUCAGUCACUGCAGAACGAGGGUGCCACAAACAAGCGAAGCAGCUGGUUUUUCAAUAAGUCGUAA